Messenger RNA from Eruca vesicaria subsp. sativa (arugula), 366 nucleotides. The record is from the annotation of a GenBank genome assembly. NCBI's taxonomy places the organism in Eukaryota, Viridiplantae, Streptophyta, Magnoliopsida, Brassicales, Brassicaceae.
AUGAGCAGAGAAGGGCUUGAAGCUAUUACAGACCAGUCUUUAGGACAGCCUGAGAUUCCAUUUGAUUGCAUAGCUAAAGUUGCUGCCAUAGCUUCGAUGUGCGUUCAGCCUGAAGUAUCGCACCGUCCUUUCAUGGGAGAAAUGAGAAUCGAGCUUGAGAGUUCUUGUGGUGGAGAAGGCUCAGGGAGGAUGGCUAGGUAUCCGUUGCUACCGAGUUAUGACUCUGAGCCUGAUACACAGAGAGGACUUUCUGUGUCGGAGAUGUUUACUGGUUCAGGGAGGUUAGAGAGACAGUCUAACUCAGGUCCCUUUGCUUCUGGUCGGGGAAAGAGGUUUUGGCAGAAGAUGAGGAGAUUGUCUACGUGA